Macadamia integrifolia is the source of this 1486-nucleotide messenger RNA. RefSeq names its product AT-hook motif nuclear-localized protein 23-like. NCBI's taxonomy places the organism in Eukaryota, Viridiplantae, Streptophyta, Magnoliopsida, Proteales, Proteaceae. The transcript has a single exon. Gene Ontology annotation, cellular component: nucleus. Gene Ontology annotation, molecular function: DNA-binding transcription factor activity; minor groove of adenine-thymine-rich DNA binding. Bases 343 to 1179 code for a protein of 278 amino acids. The record is from RefSeq and is a predicted model, not a curated record.
AACUAUAAAAUAAAAGAGAGGAGAGAGAAUGGCUGCUGGUGCUGGGUUUGCUUCUUUAUGAUCUUCCUCGUCUUCCUUCCUCCCUUCCCUUCCCUUUCUCUGCGCUCGAUCUUCAUUUUUUUCUAUUCUGUGUAGGGUUUCGAGUUCUGGAGCUCUCUUUUCUUCUCUUUCUUUAAUCCUCUCUCCACCUUCCAAUAUAAAAAAAGAAAGAAAGAAAAAACCCAAUCCAAUCUCUCUAUCUUCAUCUCCUAUUUCAAUCCUUCCUUUCUUUAUUAAUUAUUACUUGUUAAUUAAUUUAUAUAUAUUUUUACUUAUUUUUUCUGGGUUUCUUUUGAUGUGGGCAUGGCGGGUUUAGAUUUAGGAACAGCAUCUCGUUAUGUUCAUCAACUUCACCGACCAGAAUUGCACUUGCAGAUGCAACAAGAUUCCGACGAUGAAAACAACAGAGAUCACUACUCCGGUGAUCGUGACGAUACAACCCAUCACCAAGGACUCGAGCUUGUCUCCGCCAACUCAGGUCCAGGUGACCUCGUAGCUCGUCGACCCAGAGGCCGACCACCUGGUUCAAAGAACAAGCCGAAACCGCCGGUAAUUAUAACCAGAGAAAGUGCAAACACUCUUAGAGCUCAUAUCUUGGAAGUCGGUAACGGUUGUGAUGUGUUCGAUUGCGUGGCGACUUAUGCUAGACGCCGGCAGCGUGGGAUCUGUAUAUUGAGUGGAAGUGGAACUGUUACUAAUGUAAGUUUGAGACAACCGGCGGCGGCUGGGGGUGCGAUCGUGACGUUGCACGGGCGGUUUGAGAUAUUGUCGUUAUCGGGUUCUUUCUUGCCACCACCGGCGCCACCGGGUGCAACUAGUUUGACUAUAUUUUUGGCCGGAGGGCAAGGUCAGGUAGUUGGAGGGAGUGUGGUGGGUGCGUUGAUUGCAGCUGGACCGGUUAUUGUAAUAGCAGCUUCGUUCACUAACGUGGCUUAUGAGAGGUUACCGUUAGAAGAAGAGGAGGCGACGCUUCAAAUACAACCACCGGUUUCACAGUCUUCAGGUGGUGGUGGUGGUGGUAUCAUCAACCCGUUUCCGGAUCCGUCUUCAGGGCUUCCAUUCUUCAAUUUGCCGCUCAAUAUGGGGAAUUUACCGGUUGACGGUUGGGCAGGUAACGGAGGUGUGCGGCCUCAGUACUAACCAACUGGAAUCCAAGAAUGCUGAGUAGAGAUUAGAAAGCAAGAUCAUAAGAAAGGAAAGGUCAGGUCAGGUCAGGUCAGGUCAGGUCAGACCAAAUUCAUGGAUCAUCAACUCAUCUCAUUACAACACCUCUUCAUGUAAAAUUUAGUUUUUUCUUUUCUUCUUCUUCUUCUUCUUCAGUACUUGUUUUUUUUGGUUUUGAUUUUUAUGGAAAUCCUCUCUGGUUGUUAAUUGUUGUUGUUUCUUCAUGAUCUUUAUGGGAACCCUUAAUCUUCUUAGUAAGCAAAUGGGUUUGAGGAUUUAUGAA